UGUACAGCUCCGUGUCCCGAAUCGAAAGAGGGUUGUUUCUCCUAAGGUACAGAUCAAUCCAGACAAUCAAAGGGACAAAAAUCCUAAGAUGUCCAUAAUAAAUUUAACCUAUAGUGCGUUGAUGGCCGCGAAGGAGAUAUCCGAGACAUGUCGUAGACUAGAACAAAUUGGAGGCAUACAAUUAGCACAAUAUUUCGAUGAAGUUUACGUUCACGCAAAAAACCUGGUGGAAAUUCUUAAAUGGAAAGAUCUGAAAUUUGAAAUCAAAAGGAUCAAGAGAUUGCAGCAUUCUUCAACGUGCACCGCGAGGAAAUUUGAGAUAAAAACUUUAUACUUAAAAGCGGACAUACAAGAAUUUUAUAAUAUUUUAGGACGGAUCUCCAAGCAUUUGUACAAAAAAUUUCGCGCGGUGAAGAAGUCCAGAGAACCGAUGACUCCAUUAGAAAGAAACGAGUUGGUAAUUCGCUUUUGCGCCAACACACAGGACUUAUUUGAAGUCUGGGAGGAGCUGUACCAGAGGUUAACAGAUCUAGAAGAAACGAUCCACACCGACGUAAUAGGAGAAGACCCAUUCAAACAAAUACACGAGUUUUUUGUUCAUAGCAGAAACGCAGAAAUACAGGAACCUCCCAUUUCGACGUAUGCAGAGGCCAGAGAGUGUCUGUUAAUAAUAAGGAAGAAUAACAGAAAGUUAAAUCUGAUUCUGCGAGAAACGGAUUUCGAACUGUCGGAUUUAGAAUUAGAAAGAUUUAAAUUUAUCAAGGAUGCCUUGGAAACCAGAUUCGCUGAUGAGAACAUAUUGACCAAGGCGUAUCGAAAAUUCAAGACAUUUGAAAAGCUGAGCACCAAAUUUAGUCAGAAAUGUAAGAGUUUCCGCUUAGAAAAUGUCAAAAAAUGUGUGGAACUUGAUGAAAAAAUAAAGACGUUUUUGUCUUCAGGGAAUAUAUUUCUGCCCGAUUUAUUGAAAGAAAUGACGCAUUUCUUUGCAAAAGUCUUUCAUGAGUACAAACUGCACACUAGCGAAUUUAAUCAGUUAAAGAUGGGAUUAAAGGAGCACUGGGAUUUGUACACUUCAACCCAAAGAUAACUUUAUUAGUGUUAAGUAGUUUAGCCAUUAUGUAAAAGAAAUACAAAACUUAUAAAUACUUAUUGAAAACACUAAAAUUAUGUUCACAAUUUGCUUCAUAAUCACCAUAGGUCAUUCUGACCUAAAGAUUUCUCUUUUCAGUAAUUGAGUUACAAACUUUUUAGUAAUUGAAAUUGUUGUAUUUUGUGCAUUAGCAAUGUUAAAUAAAGUUGAUUGACCAA
This is a messenger RNA of Nicrophorus vespilloides, 1308 nucleotides long. RefSeq lists its product as uncharacterized. The transcript is spliced from 2 exons. NCBI's taxonomy places the organism in Eukaryota, Metazoa, Arthropoda, Insecta, Coleoptera, Silphidae. The record is from RefSeq and is a predicted model, not a curated record. Bases 89 to 1087 code for a protein of 332 amino acids.